CUGGUUUUGUAUCACUUCCCACCUAAACCACCAGUAUGGGACGAGCCCCUUUAUCAGACGCAGAGCUCAACGCCAGAGGUUUCCGCCGCCUCCCUUCGCCAGAUGACGGCAGGGUAGUGUGCAUCGCGUGCCAUCCAGUCCCCAAUCCAAUCGGUCGCAGGAAUAUGAUUUCUCAUGAGACAACCGAUAAACAUAAGAAAUCAUUGUCGGAGAAAGCAGUCAGAGAUGCUGAACUGAGCUACCAAGCGCGAUGGAAAGCUCAUUCUGCGAACACGGCAAAUGCGUAUGAGAUCCCUGUGUCAUAUGCUCCCGGACAUUCAAUGGCGACACGGUUUACCGACUCCCAAUCUCGCACCUACAGCACUAACAACGCCGUAACUAGCGACCCUCUGCCCCUUCUCGCCGGUGACAACCCUCAGGAGCCUGCCCCAUAUACGGACUAUGAACCGGUAUCCGAUGAGGCUCUCUUACCAACAACAAUCGAGGAGCAUGAAGCCCAUGUUACACACUUGUGGCAACAAUGUGAAGAUGUAGAUAUAGAGCCAGAGAUUAUGGAGGGCUUCGAUCCCGUGGAAGAUAGCAGACAUCCUGCAAGAUGGAACAAACACAGCCGGUCGCAACUCCCAUCGGCCAGCCAUAAUAGAAAGAGCGAAUGGGCGCCUUGGAAAUUUAACAUGGGGGGAAGCACUCAAGAAAUUAUUCUUUCACAUCUAAAUUGGUGUCCUGGUAUGGUUGUAUCAAACUCUGAUGGUAAUACAACUACUUGGGUAAAUAAGAUUGGUGAAUCAUUCUCUAGAUAAUAUGACAAUAAUUCUAUGCAGAGUAUAU
Messenger RNA from Cryptococcus amylolentus CBS 6039, 828 nucleotides. RefSeq lists its product as hypothetical. The record is from RefSeq and is a predicted model, not a curated record. The transcript is spliced from 4 exons. NCBI's taxonomy places the organism in Eukaryota, Fungi, Basidiomycota, Tremellomycetes, Tremellales, Cryptococcaceae. The coding region runs from base 36 to 800 and encodes 254 amino acids.